This is a messenger RNA of Habropoda laboriosa, 677 nucleotides long. Its product is annotated as probable maleylacetoacetate isomerase 2. Bases 37 to 669 code for a protein of 210 amino acids. Gene Ontology annotation, biological process: L-phenylalanine catabolic process; glutathione metabolic process. Gene Ontology annotation, cellular component: mitochondrion; cytoplasm. The transcript is spliced from 5 exons. The record is from RefSeq and is a predicted model, not a curated record. NCBI's taxonomy places the organism in Eukaryota, Metazoa, Arthropoda, Insecta, Hymenoptera, Apidae. Gene Ontology annotation, molecular function: glutathione transferase activity; maleylacetoacetate isomerase activity.
UUAAGCAGGCGAAUCCGUCCAUCGAAGCCUGACGAGAUGUCCGUCAUGGGAAAGCCAGUACUCUACUCCUAUUGGCGGAGCUCUUGCUCAUGGAGAGUGCGAAUUGCAUUGAAUUUAAAAGAAAUUCCAUAUGACAUAAAACCAGUUAGCCUGAUAAAAGGUGGUGGUGAACAACAUUCCAAUGAAUUUCGUGAGAUUAAUCCAAUGGAGCAGGUGCCUGCACUUCAUAUUGACAAUCACACAUUAAUAGAAUCUUUGAAUAUCUUACAAUACCUGGAAGAAACCAGACCACAUCGGCCUUUAAUGCCUGCAGAUCCAGUAAAAAGAGCAAGAGUCAGAGAGAUUUGUGAGGUGAUUGCCAGUGGCAUUCAACCCUUGCAGAAAUAUCAUUUUUUAUUACAAAUUAACAUAGAAAUGAGCAAAAAUUAUUGUUUUUCAGCUGUAGAAAAAUUAUUGUCAUCCAGUGCAGGGAAAUAUUGCGUAGGUGAUGAAAUCACAUUAGCAGACUGUUGCUUAAUACCACAGAUAUUUAAUGCAAGGAGGUUUCUUGUUGAUUUAAGACCUUUCCCAACAAUUUUAAGGGUAGAUCGUCAUUUAGAGAAUCAUCCUGCUUUCACUGCAGCUCAUCCAAACAAUCAGCCUGAUUGUCCCCCAGAGGCAACCAAGUAGCAAGCAAG